AUGAGUAGUGACGAUGCUCAGAUUUUAACUACAUUAAAAGUUCUUAUUAUUGGAGAAUCAGGUGUUGGUAAAAGUAGUCUUCUUUUACGAUUUACUGAUAAUACAUUUGAUGAAGAUAUGGCCGCAACAAUUGGAGUUGAUUUUAAAGUUAAACAAUUAGAAAUCAAUGAUAAUCGCGUUAAAUUGGCUAUUUGGGACACAGCAGGACAAGAACGAUUUCGUACAUUAACACCUGGCUAUUAUCGAGGUGCUCAAGGUGCAAUUCUUGUCUAUGAUGUCUGCAAUCGUCAAUCAUUUCGACAAUUGGAUCGAUGGAUUUCAGAAUUAGAUACAUUUUCAACAAAAACAGAUCCGAUUAAAAUGCUUGUUGGAAAUAAAAUUGAUCAGAAAGAUAGUCGUGAGAUAACAUAUGAUGAAGGUGAUAGAUUUGCACGUAAACAUUCAAUGCUAUUCAUUGAAGCUUCAGCACGAACCUGUGAAGGAGUACAAGUUGCUUUUAAAGAACUUGUUGAAAAAAUCAUCGAAACACCAUCAUUAUGGGAUAAAACUGAAGCAUCAAUUCGACCAACUGAUAAUGAUCAUUCGGAUGAUGCACCAGCAGGAUAUAUGGAGGAUAAUAAUUUAUUAUUAAAUAUUACGAGCGAACCAACACCAACAAGAUCUAAAGUAUUAGGAAAAAAAUCAGUUAAACGUAAACAUGAUACCGAAGACGAACAAGAUUCUAAUGUAAUUGAUUCAAAUACAAAAAAGAAAAAACAGAAUGAACGUGUCAAACUUGAUUUAUGUCAAGGACGAGAAAUGAAAACAUCGAACCGAUCUUCUCUAUUCUCUAAUAAUCCAACAAUACCUGAGAUUGAUGAAAAACAUGUAGAAACAGCAAAUGAAGAAAUAUUUGGUUCAGCAUCAUCGUUAGAUAAAAUGCCAGUACAUCCUCAUAUCAUUGGAUGUUUAAAACAAAAAUUUAAUAUAAAUCGUUUAACAAAUGUUCAAGAGAAAUCAAUUCCAGCUAUUCUCACGGGUGAAGAUGUUAUAAUUAAAUCUCAAACUGGUAGUGGUAAAACACUUGCUUAUGUUAUACCAAUAAUUCAUCGAAUACAAUCAAUAGAACCAUUAGUACGACGAGAAACUGGUCCAAUAGCCAUUGUACUUGUUCCAACUAAAGAACUUGUUCAACAAACUUAUGAAGUAUUUCAAAAAGUACUAACAUCAUUUGUUCGUAUUGUUUGUUCUCCACUCGUGGGUGGUUCAAAUCGAAAUCAUGAAAAGAAAAGAUUACGUCGUGGUUUAAAUAUUCUCAUAUCAACGCCGGGUCGUUUAACAGAUCAUAUUGAGAAUACGCAAUCAUUAUCAUUUAAAAAUAUACAAUUUCUAAUAUUUGAUGAAGCUGACAAAAUGCUUGAUAUGGGUUUUGCUGAUGCAAUAAAAAAGAUUAUUGAAACAAUAACAAAACAUAAUGAUGAUAAUGAUAAACAUUUUCAACGUGUUCUUUUAUCAGCUACACCAACUUCAGCUUUAACAAAUUUUGUUGAUAUAAAUUUAAAUAAGAAGUCACUUCAUAUUGAUAUUUCCGAAGAAUUUAACGAUGAAAGUGCUAUAACAGUACCAAAAACAUUAACACAAAUGUUUAUGAUUGUACCAAGUAAAUUACGUUUUGUUACAUUAAUUGCAUUUUUAUUAAAAAUUUUACAAGCUAAUAAAAAAAACGAAGCAAAAAUACUUUUAUUUUUGGCAACCAAUGAACUUGUUCGUUUUCAUUAUGAUCUUUUAAAUACAAUUUUAAAUGGUGAAAAAGACGAUGAUGAGGAUGAACAGGGUGAUUUACAAUUUGGACAUUUAUUAGAUCAACCAAUUAAAUUAUUAAAAUUACAAGGAGAUAUGACACAUCAUGAACGAACAAGUGUUUUUAAUGAAUUUGGUAAAUUAACUCAGGGAAUUUUAUUAUGUACUAAUGUUGCUGCACGUGGUCUUGAUUUACCAAGUGUAACAUGGAUUUUACAAUAUCAUCCAACAAGUCCAAUUGAUUAUAUUCAUAGAAUUGGACGAACUGCUCGACUUGGUUCUAUUGGUUGUUCAUUGAUUUUUCUUUUACCAAAUGAAGCAGAAUAUGUUGCGACAUUACAAGAUAAAUAUAAAAUGAGUUUGAAAAAUAUUUCGCCUGAUGAUGUUCUUGAAACACUUAUGUUCAGUUGCAAUAAGUUAAAACAACAUUUUGAAACUCGAACUGUUGUCCCAAGAACAGCUGAACAAUGCGCAAGCUCCUUACAUCAUCAUUUUGAAGAAUAUGUCAAUGGAUCUGGGGAACGUACAGAAGAAGCACGACAAGCUUAUCUUUCAUUUAUUCGAUAUUAUGCAUCAUUUGCUCGUGAAUGGAAAUAUUUAUUUCAUGUAAAAAAUUUACAUCGUGGUCAUGUUGCUAAAAGUUUUGGUUUGAGAGACUUACCAGAUGAAUCAAAUAAUCAUAAUAUCAAAGAACGAACAGGAACUUUUGCUUCAUCAAAAAUUAAGCGAAAGAUAAAAUCAAAGGAAGAUGAAACAAUCGAUCCACUUGACGAACCACUACCAGAACCAAUAAAAUCUGAAACGAAAAGUAUUUUUGAUCGUUUACCACUAUCAAAUAAUCCCAAAUUUCGACCACGCUAUCGUAAUUUCAGUCAUAUCUCUGAAUUUGGAAGUGGUCUUGAAGUAUCGACAAAAUCUCAUAAGAAAAAAGAUAAAGUUGGUGAAUUUUUAGAAAAGAAACGUGAACGUAAUACUUCUAAACGUUUGUUUGGUCGUAAAAAUGUUAAAUAA
Molecule: messenger RNA, 2790 nt
Organism: Adineta steineri
Lineage: Eukaryota; Metazoa; Rotifera; Eurotatoria; Adinetida; Adinetidae
Source: the annotation of a GenBank genome assembly